UACAAGAUUCGCAGCCUCUGUAAAAAGCUGACAAGCACCUAAAUAUUGUUUUCGUGCAGGUGUACUGAAGAGAAAAAUGUAAAUAAUUUAAAAUUGUAGUGAAUUGAUACGGUUGUGAUAAAAUGAAAUAUUGGACAAUAAGAAUAUGUACCUUAGGGCUAGUGUAGUAAAUUCGUGUUAGAUGUUAUACUUUUAAAUAUAUACCUAUUUUUUGGUGGAAAAAUGCACGGGUACCCUGUUAUGCAGGUGGUGCAGUACCACAUACCACCUACGCUUCAACCUUAUCCACAUCAUUUACCCCAUACUGCUAAUCCCGGUGGAAGUGGAAUUAGGAAAUAUGUCUUUUGGUGUUGUGCGUGUGGUGGUUUAUCUACAAUACUUGGAGCUUUAUUUUUGGCCGUUUACUUCCUGCUUCGAUCGUAUACUUCAACUCUUGGUUACUUUGAAACUAUUCCAACAUUCGUGCCUGCCACUAUGUUAAUUUUAACGGGGAUUUGUGUAAUAAGUCUGGCCAGAAGGAAAAAUAGAUACAGUUAUUUGAUCAAAGUUUGUGGCCUUUGCUGUUUAGUGUGUGCCUUAACAUGUGUGUUGGUCACCAUUACUACCACCGUAAUCCAUAUGAACAGAUUGCAAACUCUCAGAGAAUGUGUAUAUACCGCAAAAACAAGAACCUGUACCUGCUACUCAGUAAUACUAGAAGCUCAUGCAACUGCAGAUGAUGGUAUGAGAUACGUUUUUGAUUCAACUCCUGAUUGUGAAGUAAUCCAUGGUGCUCUUUAUUCUUGCCUCAGGGCAAUGUUUGGACUUUCUGUAAGCGGAAUAUUAGUAUGUAUUUUUUCAUGCAUGCUGGUGUACCAAUUACUAAGUCAUGAAAAGAAAAAAAUGUAUUGGGAACAAUUAGAAAUGCGAUGUAGAUCUUUCUACCAGCAACAUUCCGGCCCAUCCAGUAACCAUGGUUCAGUUAGAGGACCUCCAAUACCGCCAUCUACAUAUUGCAGUUGUUGCGAAGAAUGCCGGUAUCCAUCUGUGCCUGCUGGUCCACAAGUCUAUCCAUGGGAUAAUCAUUUAUCCACCGAUAGGUUUUGGGCACCAGGACGUAUAGGCAAUUUCUAUUCGCCUAAUCCUGAAGACGGUUCUACGAAUAUACCGCCAGAUAAUCAUGUUAGGGUUAGAAAUUCGAGUGGGUGGAAUUGGAGAAGAUUGCCCUGGAGCAGAAGUAAUGUUGGCCAAGUUGAAGCACCGAGAGAUAACUCUAUGACAUACCAAGGAGCUGUUAGCAGUGCAGACAGUCAAUACGGUUUUAGUAAUAGAUCAGGAACUGAAAACACUAUGCAAGACCAAUUGACAGGUUCUACAGGAUCUUAUAGUAUUUUAGACAAUCGAGCCCCGGUUGGUGGAGUUUAUGUAUGGGGUCCACCUCCUCCGUACUCAAAUCCAAAUUCUCCAGCCAGGAGGCCUAUGAAUUCCCCAGGAAGGUAUCAUCACAUUCAUCAUCAUUCACAUGGCCAUGAAUCCCAUUGUCAAAUGAACGAGAACAAUCAAUUUCGAGUUUCUAGACGCACUAGACCUCAUUUCAACACCAAAGAUAAUUACGAAAAUACAACAGAACCAGAAAUUCACCAUUCUAAUGAAAAUAACGAAAGCACAGAUACUUCAAGUUGCGUGGACAGAAUAUCACAUACCCUUCCAGCUAGAAAAAUGAAGAAAAGAGUAGAGAUGGCUUCUGUAAAAUCAAACAUGCAGUCAAAUACAAGAACAAAUAUUCAGAGUGUUUUUAGUCAACCUAAUCAAGAAGAAAACAAACAAGAAACUGAACACGCCUACCACGAGCCUACUGUACCUGAUUCCAAAACCAUCGAAAACCAGAAAUGCCGUUUUUUACCUCGCCUUCAAGGUGUAGAAAACGCAGCAUUUCAAAAUCAAGAAAAUAGUCCGCAAAAACCUGAACCAAGUGAAUCUGAAGUUUAUUUUGCUGACGUGAGUAGUUGUUGUAAUAUUUCAGUCCGGAAUGAUGGACAAGAUUCGUCAUUGUACGACGAAGCCCUAGAAUCUCAAAAACCUAGACUAAUUUCUCUACAAAAAGCUGAUCCAAAAGAUGUGAAUACCAGUCAGUUGUUACAAACGUUUCAGGAAAAUAUAUCAUCUUCUACUGUGACCGAGGAUGAAGAUUAUUUAGCGCACAGAAUGGGAAAUAGACAAAUGUCUACCAGGAGCAGAAUGCCGUUUCCCUUACCUGAUUCCAGUGAAAUGGAAUUCAACGCCGAUUCUUGCCUUCAACUUUUACCAAAAGAUAUAUCCCAAAAUAGUCUUUGUAGUAGCGUACAGACGCCUUUGACAGAAACUACGGAUGAUACAAUAUCUCCAGAUGAAUGUUGCAAUUACUUUCCAGAAAAACCUUGCGAGCAGACGCCUAAGCACAGGGGAUUCUCAAGUUCAGUAGAUCAUUAUUUAGCCCCUGAUGCUCAAUAUGAAGUUAUUACAAAUCAAGAAAAUUACCGACAAAGUUCUAGUAACCUAGCAAAUACUAUUUCCGGUUUAAAUUACGACCAAAAUUAUUACAACCAAAACAAAGCAAACUUUGGUUAUAACAAUUCUGGUAGUAAAAAUGUGCCACCAAAAACUUUGAAUUUAAACCAAUCCACAAGACGAAACUUAGGUUCUAAUAUCUCGGCAUUAAUACAGAACUUGGGCGGAAAUCCAGCUGGCCUACUUUAUGAAGAAGCUAACGUCGAUGAUGAAGUGCAGGGUCACGCUUGUCAUAGCGAUGGCACCAUGGAUUCAGGCUGGCAAAGCGGGUCUGAGAAAACUGAAAAUCGAAAUCAAGAGGAGAAUGAUACUGCCCAUAAACCUGUUAAUGUUUAGAAACCACAAAAAUAUUAAGGCGAAGUGAAAUAAUAAUUUAUGAGAAAACAAAAAACAUUAAAAUGUUUAUCUACCUUCAUAAUCUAUUGUAAUAACUGAAUUUAGGGCAAUGUGAUUUUAUGUAUCAACUAUGCAGGGUGGGCAAUCGGUAACCCCUCGGUCUGUAGAGAAAAAAAUAUUUGAUUUUUUAAGAUCUGUUUCCACAGAAAGAUGUAUAUCAGAAAAGGCAACAAUUUAAAAAUAAUUUCAAUUAUACAGGGUCUUCGAGAAAGUGAUACAUCUCAAAGUUAGUUUUUUUUUUUAAUGGAACAUCCUGUAUUUUAUUUUGUGUUUGAAUUACUCUCUCUCUCUCUCUUCUCAUUACAACAAUAACAAAUUAUAAGAAUAUACAGGGUAUUUUACACACUUUAGCCAGUUUUAUGAAAAUCGUAUUGAUUUCAAUGACCAGUAUACUCCAGAAGAAACAAUUGAUUUUUAUUGCGGUAAAAGGUUUUCGAUAUAAGUCAACAUUUUAUGCCGAUGCACUAUUUUUUCCAGUUCGAAAUAAAUAUGUACAGGGUGCGUCAAAACUCAAAUACAUCAUUGUCACAUUUUUUAAUUGGCCACCCUGUAUUUUAUAUCGCUAUUUAAAAGGACAUUAACUAAAGAUUCAUUUGAGUUAAGCAUUCCUUAUACCUAAAGUUACUAAUUGGGAGAGAUUUUUAAAUUUAAAUGAGAAAAAGAUAAUUCACAAUUAUUUUAACGAGUCACUUGUUAAUAGGAAAUAAACUGUGUGUUAAUUGGUAAUUAGAAUUUUAACAGUUAUAAUUUUAUUAUGGACUGAAUAAGUUUCUGACAAUACUUAAUGUGCCUUUUACAUUAAGUAAAAGAAUAAAUAAAAAUACCUACUUUAUUCUAAGUUUAUUACGUGUUAUAACAGAUUUUGUUAAAUUAAAAAAAAAAUCUCUAAGUAGCCUCCAAUAAUAUUUAUGGAGGUCUAAAGAUGGUUUUUAAAGGUCCAACUUACAUUUCUAAGCAUUUCUCGAGUAACAUUUGAAAUAUAUCUUCUAUUUAAGACUAAACGUCAUAUUAAAAAACUGCCUAGACUUUUUUAAAAACGUAUAUGGCAACAAUAACGACAUUAGUAAUAACGAAGUUAACCUAAAAUAUAAUAAACUUAGAAUAAAGUAGGUAUUAUAAUGGAGUGAGUCUAUGAAUGGUUGCUAUUGGUAUUUAUUUUUAACUGAAUGAGAGUGCAAUUUGAAAAUGUCAAAAAUGUAUUCAGUCUAUAAUAAAUUACAGCUGAUUAAAUUCUAAUUACUAAAUAACAAACAAUCUAUUUCCUGUUAACCAGUGGCCAGUUAAAAUAAUCUUUUUUGUGAUUUAAAUUUAAAAAUUUUUCAAAAUUAUUUAACACAAAUGGAACUUUAAUGAAGGUACUUUUAAAUGGUGAUCAAUUAACAAAAAAAUGCGAAAAUGAUAUAUUUGAGUUUUGAAUCGCCCUGUAGAUUUGCUUCGAAUUGAAAAAAGUAGUGCAUUGGCAUAAAAUGUUAAGUACAAUCGACAAAACUUUUACUACGAGUUUUUAAUUGUUUCUUCUGCAGUAUAGAGGUCAUUAAAAACUGGUUGUAACAUGUAAAAGACACUGUAUAAUCUCAUAAUAUUUGCUACUGUGUUAAUGAGAAAAGCGAUAGCAAUUCAAAUUUAAUAUAAAAUAUAGGGUGUCCUAUUAAAAAAAACCGUAACUGUAAUAUGUAUCACUUUCUUGGAGAACUCUGUAUAAUUAAAAAUAUUUUUAAAUUGUUGGUUUUCCUGAUAUACAUCUCGCUGUACAAACAGUUUUUAAAAAAAUCGAAUAGUUUUGGCUCUACAGACCGAGGCGUUAUCGAUGGCCCACCCUAUGAAUUUGUCCUUCACAAUCCUUAGAAACAACAAAUUAUUCGGAAAAUAUAAAUUCUUAAUAAAGGUGCAUUUAAAUUAGAGCAAACAAAAGCGAACAAACGAAUUCGUUUGUUUAAGAGCAUUAUCCAGUACGCUCCUAACUUAAAUUUCAAAUCUGCUAAAAUAGGGGACCCAGUACUUCUCAGCGAACGACGCGCGCUCAAUGUUUAUAGGAUAGUUUCUCGGGUGCCGAUCCUGGAGAUAUGGUCAAUAUCAGUGCGACGUUGGUAGACGAAUGCAUGCGUUAAUUUACACCAAAUAAGUACGAAUUAGAACAAAUUCGUUUGGUCAUUCGUUUACUCUGGUUUGCUAUAAUUUUAAUGCACCUUUAGGUUGAUAAAACAUUUAAAACAUUUCAAUGCCUACAUAAUUGUUACAAACAUUUUUCUUCAAUGUACUUCUAAAAUAUUUAAACUUGUAGGUAUUUAUAACAUACACAAAAAAAUAUUUGAAAGGUACGAUCCAUCAUCAAAAGCACAACUAUACGUACCACCAGGGCUGUAUAAUACAUUUGACAGUGACUGGACCUUGGGUCUAAUUCUUAGUAGGUAUGUGGUAUAUUGGUUAUUAUACCAUCGUUUUGUCUUAUAAACUCAUUUUAUAUCAUUAUUUCUUCCAACAGGCUCCAGCUAUCCAGCUGUUUUCUAAAAAUUUUAGUUUCAUACAGGGUGUUUCAUUGGUAAACAGAUAAGCGUUAGCUGUGGUUUAGAUGGUUCUAAAAACCUAUGGUAAUGGAACUUUAAUGGCCUUUAAUGACACAGAUACAGGGAGUUUUGUCGAUUUGGGUCAUUUCAUUCAAAGGUCAUAACUAACGAACAACUCAGUAUAUUUUUAUGGAAAACUUUAAAUGGAAUUAUAUCUGGUAUUUUAAAAGAUAUCGACUUGAAAUUUUGUAAUGUCAUUAAGGAAAUAGGGGAAAAAAUAAAAGUAUAUGAGAUACCAUCCUAACGUGAUAAUCGCCGCUCCCAGGUACCCCCGAACCCAAAAAUUUUAAUGAAACCCUCUAAUUUCUUGACAUAUUCUGAAGGAGCGUAGUUUUUUAGAACCUUUAUGUAAAAAAUUACUUAAUUACAUAAUGAACUUUGUAAGAUAUUUACAGCUAAAGGUACAGAUACCAAAUGUUAAGAAUUUAAAUACAUAUACUAAAAAAACUACGCUCUUUCAGAAUCUGUCAAAAAUACAGAGUGUCAUUUAAAUUUUUGGACCGGCAGUGGUUGGGGACAGCAAAUAUCAGGUUGCGGUGGUAUCUUAUAAUAUUAAUUUACCCCUUACUUUCUUAAUGACAUUCCAAAAUUUCAAGUAGAUAUCCUUUAAAACAUCAGAUAUAAUUUCAUUUAAAGUUUUCGCGCGGAAGAUUAAUCCAGGUACAGAAAAACACACUGUAUAUCAUAAUUUUUUAAAACCAUUUUAAUAUUUUAAAGGAGCACAAAAAAUUUAAUUAAACAGAACUUUUCGUAGUUCCGCAUCCGAUUCCACAGGUGACAUUUUAAUCUAGAAUUUACAUUUUCGAUUAAAACGUAAAAGGUUCAUUUUCAUUUAUUAAAACAGACAUGUUUUAACUAUUUAUCCCAUUAAUCUCUUUGUUAAUAACGCCUGUAAGUUUCUUAUACCGGAAAUAUCAGAAAACGUUACAAAUUCAUAUAUUACUUCAAAGAAUCUAACCUACCACAAAAAAUUUAAAAGGAUACUAACAAAGCAGUACAAUUUUUUUUUAAAAAUCUUAAAAAUCCUCCAAAAGCCACACACUUUCCUUAUGUAAAUUGACGACCAGUCAAAUUUACUGAAAUUUGCUGUACUCAACCUAACCAAAAGUCUCAAUAGGUCCCAACUCAAUCCUAUGAAAGCUUCAAAAUAUACAAGGUAAGGUAUUUGUUGGAACGUAUUCUAUUUUAAUAAAAGUACAGAAACCACGAUAUUCUAAAAUUUAUCUGGUCAAAUGUAACGAUUUUCUCAGUAUAUAAUAAUUUUAAUAAUAAUAUUAAAUCCUAUACUAUGGCCAGUUUUCGAGAUACAGAGCGUAACUAAAAAGCUAGAUUAACUUUAUGUAGCAUAUAUACGUUUAAAAGUUUUCAGAUUUUUCACACUAGUCCGUCGGACUUGUGUGUGGACUUUUGCAAGCGACCCAUCAUAGACUGUCAGUUAGCGAUAAGUUUAGUUGCCCCAUUCUUGCAUACAAGCCUCGAGGAGGGUAAAAAAGUACAUGGAUUUUUAGUACAAUGAAAUGAAAUUUAUGAAAGGCUCCUGAGUAUUACAUAUUAUAAAAAAUUCGAUUUUCUUUAACAUGAUUUGCGAUAUCGUCUGCUAUUUACGGGAGAGGUUGCGGCAGCGUUCGGACCCAAACCGAUUAGCGAUCCUGGUUGCUGUUUACAAAUAUGCCUCCGAGGCGACAGAUCAAUGAUGGUGGCAUUUGAAUUAUAGUUGGGGAAAAUCCGGAAAAACUUCACUCACCGUAACCGAAACAGUGACCCACUGCGAUUUGUAAUCUGAAUGUGGCAUCAACACAAACUAAAAUGCUGCUAACGCACCCAUAAAAAACCUACAACGAACCAUGAAUAUUAAUAAAAAAUUCAGAUGAUCUGCUCUGGAAUUCGAAUUAGCGUAUCGCUUGCUACUAAAGAACAUUAAUUAAAUACAGGUACAAAGGGAUUUCAAAACGAUUUUUAAAUUUUGAUCAAUCAGUAUCUACUGGUUUUCACUUGAUUUUAAUUAACAGCUCUCGUUUUGAAGUUUUAAAUAUGACAUUGUUCAUACUCUUUACCAAAUAGCAAUUUCCUAGCGUUGAGUCAGCAUCAGUCUUCUUUAGCCAGCAUAAUAUAUCUACUGCUUGACACAUUUAAGCUUUUUCCAUUUGUUUCUACUAAUUUAUAUUUUUUUCUCGAAGUAGAAUAUUUUUGCUAGUGGUUUUUACGAGGGCCGCCACGAAUUCUUAUCUCAGACCAAAAAAGUUAAUUAAAGUUACAUUAACUGGUAAUUAUUUGAAUACGAAUUCAAAAAAUGUUAUUGCCACUGUCAAAUGAGGAAAUAUCCGAAGGCGGAAACUAUAAAAUUUGUUGGUAUCUGGGGAUCGUUUAUGGGUAUUUAUUAAAUAUAAACUUUACCAUUUUAAUGUUUUUUUUUUUCGUUAAUUUUCAUUUCACCAAAUAAAAACAUUUCCGAUACAUUUUGAUUGCUUUCAAAGCUUCUGGCUGCAUAAGAUAUUGUGUUCAUUAAGAAUUUCUUUUCACUUCUGCUUUUUGGAUGAUAAGAACAUUUAAACAAAGCUCUUAUAUAAUUUAAGUUAUUAAUGUCACAAGACAACACGAGACUGAUAACUCCAUUGGUUUUUUUUAUGAAUAGAUAUGCAAGAUUUAAGUAGAUACUUAUUUAAAAGGAAAAAUUACUGUUUUAAGUUAAUUUAUUCAUUUAGGCUUAAGUGUUUUUCACUGUUAAGCCUCUUAAUAAAAGAAGGUUAAAAAUAAAAUGUUGCAAUUUCUGAUUCAACAUGUGUAAUAUUAACUUUUUUCUAUAGAUGGACGAGUGUUUUUUUACACAAGCUAGAAAAUUGUGAUUAUUGUAUAGAAUUUAAUUUGUUAGAGUAAUA
Messenger RNA from Psylliodes chrysocephalus, 8362 nucleotides. The record is from the annotation of a GenBank genome assembly. Lineage: Eukaryota; Metazoa; Arthropoda; Insecta; Coleoptera; Chrysomelidae.